UACGUCGUCUGUGAAAGUUUCAACUGGUCUAGCUAUCAUGUUUCAUGUGACUGUAUGUCAUGAAACAUGAUAGAUCAGACCGACGGACAUACAGCGGAGCCUUAGUAAUUUAGGAGGCUUUUUUUCAAACUUGGGAGCAAAACCAAAACAAUUUCAUCAUAAGAAGUCUAUAUCGUUUAAACCUCUUCUCAUUUCCAGAAGCAAACCACCCUAUAUCAGAACAGCUCCACAAAUCUCUUCUCAAGGUCAACGCCUUUCUAGAAGAUGUCCAACAGAAAAUAAGGAACCAGAGAGAGAAUUUAAGAAGCGUAGAUUACCAGCAACAGACGGAACAAGAAUAUAUGGACUAUACCAUCACCGACUUCUGGUGGCGAGGACCACCUGCCACAGGGACCAUUACACCAAGAACCUCAUUCCUACCGAUGCCAGAUUUUUCAGGAAUAUUCGUCACACCAUCACAAUCGUACAGCUUCGAACCUGAAAUUAUAACAACCGAGUUUAAAGUUAUACGUGACAGUCCAUCACCGAGGACCUACCCCAAAGGAUUCACUCCAUCUUUCACCUUCGAAGAGACACUAGAUUAUGGUACGACCCACUUAAGCUCGUAUCAGCCACGGCAGCCAGGGCCUGGGGUUUACUUAGGACCUUCAGGAGAAAUGCCGUUGACUCCGGACACGACCUUCAUCCCCACCAGGAAUACUAAGACAACUCCUUAUCACAGAGCAAAAUUGACCUUGAAGUCAAGCACAAAAAAGCCCAUCGUCUACGUUACUCUACCAACUACACAAGAACCAGAACAUUUCAAUACAGAUAAAGAAGCUAAUAUUAAUGGAGGUGCAAUCACAGAUACAGCAAUAAGUUAUACUGAGGUUAAUACUAACGAUCCUCCUUAUGAACAGGGACCUUUACCGCCAGAACAACACCAUGAUGUUACGCCUGGUCUUAACACGAACGACCCCCAAUUCCAACCGGGACCAUUCCCACCGGGACCACUGCCCCUGGAUGAGGACAAAGCGUAUCUAACCCCGAUAGCUAUGAAUACGACGAAGCAUCCGCAUACUCUGCACCCUAACAUUAGUAAAUUUGUUCAGGAAUGGUUGUUUGAGAAAAUUAAUGCAUCAGAAUUCAACCCUGAAUUAGUGAAUUUAUCAAUUUUCAAUCCGUCGCUAUCUACGUGGAUAUUCUAUCAUCCUGAAAUUCAUUCGUAUACGCCUAUUUUUGAUACAACCACUGAGACAGAGCCUGAAUACUUAAGCGAAACACCAAUAUACUUCACCCCCAACUAUUCGGCCCCGGGAGUGGAUCCAAGCGAACUGCAACGGGAAGGUAUCAUCAGCACACCGGACGGACCAACAGCCACUGGUAUCCAAGAAGGAAUGAUAGUAGAAGAUGCUCAAGGGUUCCCGAAGUUGGGCACGUCGCCAAUUACAGAAGAGCCUCUGAGGACGACCAUGGUUGAUGGUAGACCAGCGAAUAUUCCUGAGGGAGUUGAGUUUUCUACUCCGUCUACUGCUGGCGAUGUAUUACAAGGCAAAAUAACCGAGGAGAUUACGGAGGAUCCUCUUAAACUCUACCUAGACGAUAUAUACAGCGAAGCAGACCGGUUAGGAAUGGGGUACAUGAGCGUCUUCCUUGUACGAAUAACGAAGCUAGUCGCCACGGCGAAGAAGGAGCACAUACAACCGGUUCUGAUGCAUACGGAGCAUACACUUACGAGAAUGUUUGACGAUGCCCGUCUCGCGUAUCUCGGACAGCCAUUAUUAAGAGUCACUAUGAGUCUGGCAAUUGGUAUCGCAGCACCAGAAUUAGAUGAAUUACAGAGUUACGCCAGCAUGGUGUACUUCAUGUUGCUAAACAGGAAGAAGACCGGCGCGGUCGAUGUGAACUCCAUCAUGGACUACGCUGAUACCCUGUACACCGAUGAGGAUGGGGAGUCACUCUUCAUGGCCUUGAAGCAAUUUGAGGACUUCCCAAACACUACAAUGCCAGGAAAAAUGAUUUGUGAGGUCCUCAUCGAAGCUUUCAUGGCGCCUCACAAACGUCUCAAAGGAACUGAGAGAGGGCAAAGAUUAAUAGACUCUGUUAAUUUUGCAUUAGAGUCUAGAUUCCCGCACCUCAAGAAUGUAAGGCGGCAUUGGAAUUUUCGGAGUAUGAAUAAUGGUCCAAAAUCACCAAUCUCAAAAACAUCCCACAAACAACGACACCACGGAUUCAACAACCGGAAGGCAUCAUUACGAAGAAACAAGAACAACAACUCCGAUACCACACAUCGUCCACACAAACGAAGCAGAAUUGUCAAAGACCCAACAGAGAAACUACACGAUGAAUAUAACUACGAGAGGUUAUUACGGAGGAAUAUGUACAAACCAAACAGUCUUGAGUUACAAAGUGAAAGAGACCGGACAGCGACGACGACCAACACACAAAAGAGAUUCAAUAUCAUAACACCAGGAUACAACAUGCAACCCGCAACGAAGUCAACGAAAAAAACGACAACAACGCCAUGGGCUCAAACCUUCCCGCAUUUAGAAAUGAGGAGAACAACCGACUAUUACUACGAAUUAAAGAAAACAGGUUCGAAACCAGGCUAUCGAACUGAGAGCAGAACGACAAAUUUACAUCAAAAGCCCAGCCAAAUUUACAAGUCUAACGACAAAACCACAAGUGCAACGCGGAAAAAACGAAAGUUGGAGACAACAAAAAGACUUGAUUAUAGACGAAGGCAUAAACAUGAAAAGUCGUCGAAAGAGGUAAAGAAUGAUUUGUUAAGGAUGAUCGUUGAAGGGUCCAGUUACAGUGAUGAAGAAGAGGCGCUCAAACUGAACCUGAUAAGUGCCAUGAUACAUGGGAACAGGACGUUUGAAAGGACGGAGAUUAAUGAGACCAUGCUGAGAGCGUUCCUGAAGGAGCAGGAAGAGUUACAAGGUAUCCCAAGCGAUGAAACUAAUAGCUUGAACGACCCUCACAGUACUGAUGGUAAAAAGAACACCUACCAAAAAUAUAAAAUAGAAUACUAACAUUCAAAUCAAACAGUUAGUCAGUCACCGCCCGAGCAGACUUAUUGCAAUCAUGGCCCUAGAUCAGGCCUAGAACUCUGCUAUUUACAACGGCCAAUGAAUGAAUGA
This is a messenger RNA of Trichoplusia ni (cabbage looper), 3125 nucleotides long. RefSeq lists its product as uncharacterized. The transcript has 8 exons. NCBI's taxonomy places the organism in Eukaryota, Metazoa, Arthropoda, Insecta, Lepidoptera, Noctuidae. The record is from RefSeq and is a predicted model, not a curated record. Bases 342 to 3017 code for a protein of 891 amino acids.